CAAUAAAAUAAAGGCAGUGUUCUUGUUGAGGGCAGGCCAGCACAGGCAAACACGUGCUCACGUAGCAAGAAGAGCGUAAAAACUGACUGAAGGCAGAGAGCAUUCCCUGGAGAGGUGUAUCCAGCAUUUUGGUCCGAUAGAGGCUAGGACAGACUUGAAGUUUUGAGGACAAGACGCGAUUCCUGUUUUCACAACCUUCCCACCGCCUGAUGCUCCACGGACUGCUGAGAAAUGGAGUGUCGGUGUGACGGGGACAAAGCUGAGGAUGCUGGUGCAGGUUGGUGGCUGGGCGGCAACAAUGUCCAGAUGGGAGCUUUCGCCGUGGUGGGCUAUCUUCUCUACAGAUUCUCACAGACUCUCCCAGUUCUGAUCCGAUGGCAAAUUCGUCUCUUCUGCUAUUUAACUGGCUUGUCGACUCUGUGGGGCUGGGUGAGCAAGUUAGUAGGAACCCUGCGUGGAAUUAAGAACAUGGUUAUAUGGCUGUCUCGAUUUUGGCGGUUUAUGGUUGGCUUUCCCUCCAGGUUCAAGUGGUUUGCUGCUGUCAUCAAAGCCAUGACAGGGUCACAAGGAGAGGAAUCUUCAGAGUCACUGACAGAUACUAGCCUUCAGAAGUUGACCCACGACCUCUCCAGCAUCAGCUCUACCCACACACAAGGCCUGAGGCUGAUCCUCCUGGGGCCCAGCGGUGGAGGACGGACCUCACUGGCCGACACCUUGCUGGGUGCCGGUGGGACAAUCGUCUCCAAGGAUCCACUCACGCAGAGCACCAGGUGGAGGACGGUCGUGGACGGUAGAGACCUUACGCUGAUUGACACCCCCGAUGUUCUGGGAACAUCAAUGCAGAACGACCAGAGAGCCAGGGAAGCUCUGAGGAGCCUUCAGCUCACAAACCCUGGACCACAUGCUGUCUUGUUGGUGAUCCGGGCCCGGGGAACCAGCACUGGGAUAGACCAGGAUGCCACACGGGCAAUCCGAGCCACCGCCGAGCUGUUUGGAGACGGAGUCUCCGAGUACAUCAUCCCGCUGCUCACUCACGCAGACUGCCUGCGUCGACAGGACGACGUGGAUGAGGACGCGUGGAAUCUGAAAGGGAUCACAGCUCUAUGUGGCCAGAGACCAGAGCUGGUGGAUAACAGGUCAGACCUGCCGCCCAAAGAGCAGAGCGCGCUUCGCCAGCAACUGCUGAAGCGUGCGAUGCAGAUGAAGGAGGGGGGGGAGCAUUUUGCUCAUGAGCUGCAGAGGAGAGAGGACCAUCUCAGGGAGGAGCUGCUCACCGACAUGUCCACUGCACUGGCCAGAAAACUGGGGCACAUAACACUCUGGCCGCGAGACGGGCGGAUGCUUUUUUUGGCAUUCCUCUCCGCUGAGCAUCAAGCCGUCGUAGCAACUGUUCCAGUGGAAGUGAAGCUUUGUGGUCAGCACUCUGGUGAUGGAAAGAACUGCAAAGCGAAAAGCUCGGUGAUAGUGUGGACACGACUGUCAACGCGCUCGCAAACGCACAGAGGAUGGAGGAAGUGGAAGGGCGGGGGACCGUGAUGGUGGUUUGAUUGAUGACCCCCUCUGUUGCGCUGCUGGCGGAGUAAUCUCUCACUGUGGAGCGUCCAGAAUAUGUUCCUUUGAGUUUAUUUGCUCACAAUCCCAUUCUGAAUCCCGCUUUGAUUGGUGGAGAGAGCAGGUGCUGCUCAGUUGCUUUUCUAUCCGCUCCUCACCCGAGACAGUACGGAGGAACCCACGAGCCCCUCUCUUCCAAGAGGCUGAGAGGUGGCUAUGGCAACGGUUGCCAUGCCACCCAUGUAGCGUCCUGAAAACUAGCGGUUGUGGAUGUAGUGGUGGAGCUGGAGGAGGCGUACGUGGCGGCGAGCGUCCGGGGAUGGGAAGCACUCCGUACCCGGUGGGUGAGUGGAAGGAGAAGGGGCGAGGCGGCCUGCAGGAGCUGGGCUGCAUGCCGUGGAAGGUCAGCAAGCAGAAAGCUGGCGGAGGAGGAGGAGGUGGGGAAGCGUUGAGGGGAGCGGAGGAGAGGAGGUGCAGAGAUCCCAGGGACAUUCAGCAGCAGCAGCAGGAUCUCUCCUCCUCCUCUUCCUCCUUCAGCCCUCCGCUUUCCACCCAGCCUUCCCCGACACCCCCGGCCAUUUAUCACGAGAAGCAGCGGAGGGAGCUCUGCGCUCUGCACGCGCUCAACAACGUCUUCCAGGAUGGGACAGCCUUCAGUCGGGACGCCCUGCAGGAGAUAUACCAAAGGCUUUCUCCCAGCACAAUGAUGACAUCUCACAAAAAGAGCAUGCUGGGAAAUGGGAACUACGAUGUAAAUGUCAUCAUGGCUGCUCUGCAGACCCGAGGGUUUGAGGCAGUUUGGUGGGAUAAAAGAAGGGACGUUGGAAGCAUUGAGCUAUCCAAUGUGGAGGGCUUCAUUUUGAACGUGCCAUCCAAUCUGCGCUGGGGGCCCCUCCGGCUGCCGCUCAAACGCCAGCACUGGAUCGGAGUCCGGGAGGUGGGAGGGGUCUACUACAACCUAGACUCCAAGCUGCGUGGCCCGCAACCCAUCGGCGAUCCAGAUGAGCUCAGGAAGUUUCUGCGCCAGCAGCUGCGAGGGAAGAACUGUGAACUCCUGUUGGUGGUCUCAGAAGAAGUGGAGGCACACCAGACGUGGCGGUGUGACAGCUGAGGCCUCUGACGGCAGAGCGGGGACGGGCCGGGAGCCGCUCGCAGUGAUGCGCCCCUUACAGACGUCCCCCCCCCCCUCCCGCGCCCAUUUUCUUGGGAUUUUGUUUACACGGCCGUUGUUGGACACUAAGUCUACGAUCCAAAGCAGUGAGGGAAGCAAACGCUUUGCAGGGAGAAUCAAAGCGUCGCAACACGGUCUCUAACAACACCACAGCGCCGAGACUUUGAAAAUAUUAUGCUGUUCCUGCUAUUCUUGUCUGGGUUUUUUUUUUUUGUUAUUAAUGUUGUUGUUUAGUUGUUGUUGUUUUUUACAUAUUGAUGCAUAUUUUUCAGUCCGUUAUUAUCUUUGAUUGUUUUGCCUUUUUAGGCUGUAUGAAAUCCAUCUGCCUGCCUCCCGGAGUGAGCCUCCCUGCUUCGGUCGCAGUGCUCGUCCUUGUUUUUGCCUCUCUCCUCGGCCAGCCCAAAUCUCGCCCUUCCCGCCCCUCGCUCUCCCCAAAAACGUGUCCUUCCUCGUAUGUGCGUCCCGUCCCGAAUCCCCUCACCUCACCAGCCGACGUUAGAGGUUUGCCGCGCGGCCCACUCUGUGUUUGGAAAAAACCCCGGCACGGACUGUAGAAACCUUUGCCGACUCAGCAGUUUUAUACGGCAACAAAGCAAUGCAACACUCAGGCCAAGUGCUCCCUCCGGUGGACGUUUGCCUCAGCUUGCUUCUAAAAAGGGAGGAACCUCAUUUAUCCUGUCGUUUGAAACUCUCCUCGCUCAAAUGGUUCCUGUGAAAUAAUGAAGUCUGUUUAUUAUUAAGAGGGAAUUGCACUACAAAAACAAAAAGAUUGCCCUUUAAUACAAAUUUAUUUUGUAUGAAGAUGUGAUAAUCAACAGGUUAGAUUGGCUGGAUAUUAAGGUUUGUUUUUUUGGGUUGGGGGCACAGACGAAAAAAAAAGAUCAGCUCUGUAAUUCUGGUGAUUUGAGAUCAAAGUAUAUCUUGACUCAGUUUUGACUUUGUUUUCAUGUUUUGGGCAAACUAACAAAGAGAAGGCGCUCUUAGUAGCUCUGCCACGGAAGGAGACGUGCCGACGUGGAUGUUCAGAUUUUGCAAAACCGGAUUUUGUGCUGAACACUGGCACUGAUCUCAACAAAUCAGAGUGUAAAUUCACCAAUUAACAGUUAAAAGUGUAUCCGCAAAAUGCAUUAAUAGAACUGGAGCUAAGUUUAGUAACUUUUAUUCUUUGAGCUCAUCCCGGACUGGGAGCUACCAAUGAAAUUUAUUGUCAUUUCUAAAUGACCGUGACAGUUGGUGAUAUGUAGCCGAGUUGAAUGUAUUUGAGAUGUGUGCCCACUCCAACUUUGAAUAAGAAACAUUCAUUUCUUUGUUUCGGUGUGCUUUGUUCUUUAGUUUAGGAGCCCCUUCGUCUUGCUCACUCUGGAGCUUUUAAUCCUGUAAAGUCCACAUCAGCAUGGAUGUAAAGGAUAGCUUUCACCUUUGUGAGAAAAAUCCACCAAAAUCACUGUGUUUUGUAGUUGGGUUUGGAACAGGAGCGUUUUGUUAGAAAACUGUGAAAUGGUGGCUGUUUUCUUACUGACUUUAAGGCAAUCUCUAGAUAAUUUUCAGAGCUAAAUACCAUACCGAUUGGAAUUGACAGAGCCAUUAGAUAAAGUAUCUUCAUUCUUUGAACUCUGAACGGAAUUUAACAUUUCAAAUGAUAGAAUAUACGCAGGAACACAAUGAAUGUCAUUCGUUUUCCUUUUGGACGAAGUCUUUUUGACCAUGUAAAACAAAGCAAAUAGAUUUGAGCCGCUGUUACUGAGAAAAAGAUGUCUAUUGCUCCAAAGCAAGCAAACUGAUUUUGAUUUUCAACUAAAGAUUUCCUUUGUCAAAUUAUUUUUACAUGUUCUUAAGAAGGCGUCUCUUUCGGGCUCCGAGACACGGCAGCCCUCUGUAGCACAGGAGCUCCUCAUCCCCUGUAGAGUCUCUUGUCAGACCUGAGAGGUCCACGAGUCUUUUACAGUCAGUAGCGAGAAUUAGUGGUUUAUGGUUCCGUGUGAGGAGACUAUGGGGGUUUGUUUGGGUGGUGGAAAGUUGUGAAGUUGCAAAUGGAAGAAAAAGUGGAGAGCCGAAGAGGGAAAUUUGGAAUGCGAAGGAAAAGCUGAUGGGAAGUCGAAGCCAGAUGUGCGUUGGGAUGAGGCUUUACGAAACGAGCAUCGGUGAGAGAUUUGGUUGUUGUAGCUUUCAGAUGUACCAGCUCUGUACUCUAUGUCCUGUCUUUUAAUGAGAACAUCGGCCUUAACUUGUUUACAUUGGGUGGGGGGGGGUAAGUGUUGAUAAGAUGUGUUGAGAGGGGAUGUGCAUUUGGCACCACUUCAGGAGACAACAUCAUACUAUUAGAAGAGCAGCAGCCAGAGCAUUUCCAUUAUACGGAGCAGCUACUGUUACAGGUUUCCCUUUAAUGCCACGGACUUUCAGUCCAACGCUGAAGUUCAAAGUGGUAUGACAAACCCACAAUCACAAGAUAUCAGUGGUUUCAUGUCUAACUGGAGAGAAAUGACAGCCUGAUACUGACUUAGAACAGUUGCUAGACCUUUAAUGUCUCCACAUACAGGUGAAAGUACGUCAGACCAGCUGAGGAGGUUUCAUUAUUUGCCCAAACACAUCAUCCACUCGCACAUUCAGCAUCGGCUUUAUUGCAAUGACAAUCCAUUCAGUCCUUAUUGCUUAAGGAGCCCCGGUUGUCACGGUAUUUUAUUUUUUCAUUGAAAUAAAAAGCUCAUAAUGGCA
Molecule: messenger RNA, 5434 nt
Organism: Menidia menidia (Atlantic silverside)
Lineage: Eukaryota; Metazoa; Chordata; Actinopteri; Atheriniformes; Atherinopsidae
Source: the annotation of a GenBank genome assembly